This is a messenger RNA of Scomber scombrus (Atlantic mackerel), 1274 nucleotides long. It is a transcript of the gene catip, whose product is annotated as ciliogenesis associated TTC17 interacting protein. The transcript has 9 exons. Gene Ontology annotation, biological process: cilium organization; actin filament polymerization. NCBI's taxonomy places the organism in Eukaryota, Metazoa, Chordata, Actinopteri, Scombriformes, Scombridae. The coding region runs from base 1 to 1074 and encodes 357 amino acids. The record is from RefSeq and is a predicted model, not a curated record.
AUGCAAGCCCCGCUGGAAGACGACACUCCUUCCGAUGCCUUGGCAGGGACUGAAGAACCAGACCAUGGACAGGAGUUGAAAGCCUCUGACGAAGCUAUCACAUUUAUGUCCAGCAUUGACCCUGCAGAGCUGCAGAAGUGUGUGUUUCCAGACUCCCUGGUGACUGUGUCAGAGGGCGGCCGAGACCUGGGCAAAUUCAAUGUGACGGUGGAGUUUGCCCUAAGAGUCCAGCAGCCCUGUUUGCUGCUGCACGCUCAAAGCCAAGGAGCCAUCGAUGACUCCCCUUGUGGAACAACAGUGACAGCCUACCUAACCACGGACCUGGAGGUGCUGGAGGAAGAUUACCAUGAGUAUGUCCAGCUUGAGGGCCACAGUUUGGAAAAGAGGUGUCGCAUGGUGCAACACGACGGGCACAUGGUGAUCGAUAAAGUUACCACUGUAGGAGAGGAGGUGAUGAAGGAAAGUGUUUCUUAUCCCAUGUCUGCUCUAAGAGGGCUGGUAACCGAGGGAUCCAACUUACUGCUGAUGCGUCUGAUUGCUUUGAGGAAGAAAGUGCCUGAACAGAUGACCUUCAUCUCUUUCGACCAGGGAUUACGCAUCAUCCGCACAACCUUUAGCGAGCUGGGUCUGAAGCAGAUGGAGAUUGAGGGUGAAACUGCGGAGGUAUUCGGGAUAGAGAGGAUUGUUCACUCUGUGGAGGACAGCCCCACUACCUGGCAGUGCUACUUCCUGCCUGAUGGGCAUUUGGCCAGCAGAGUGCAGGUGGGAUCACCGGUCAUGAUGAGACUUGUGCAGCUGCCAUCACUGCUAGAAAAAGGUUUUGAGAACGUCCCCCUGGUUUGGGAAGAAGACAUGCAGAUGCGUUCCAGGUUCCUAGACAGAAAGGAGGAGCUGAAGGCGGACCAUGCCUCAUACCUGAGACAGCAUCCAGAGAUCCGCGCCCUCACAUCUGACUUCUUACAGUUCUUGCUGCUGAGGAAACCAGAUUAUGUCCUCCAGUUUGCCAGAGACUACUUCCUCCCAUUUGCCUCCCACCGUCCUCCAGAACCACAACUGAAAGCCCCAUCACCGUGAAAGCACAACUAUUCUUGAAAACAGUCUUUCAUAAAUUGCAGUUCACUUAUUGAAUUAACAUGAAGUCUAGAAACUGCAUUUGUUUUUUGUUUUGAGUGAUAGAUGGCUAGUGGUAUAAAGGGAAACAUGGUGGAAAUAAACAAUAACUCUCAAGCCUGAGCUGUGUAAAAAAACUAUGUAGAUCAGAAUAAAGGGUCUUA